CUCUCCAAAGGUGACGACAACAUUGGUUCUGAUAACGACCCUCUCAGUUCCACCGUUGGCUCUAGUGGAGAUGCAGGAAUGUCAUUGCGCCAAUGGGUAUCUUCGAACCACCACUCGAUUGCAUCGUCCAGGCCAACAUGGGAACUCCGGCGAAACCUAUAGACAUUGUUCUCGCCGCACCAUCAUCGAGCAUCGAAACAUUUCUCUGCAACCGCUCGAGGCUGUUCCAGUCAUCAACUGUCCUCUUCUCUCCGUUUCGCCGAGACCGAGGCAACCCUCGGUGACAAGUCAAAUACCUCCUUGUCCUCUCUACGCAAUCAAGCGUAUUUUGACACUGGAAGCUGUCUACGCGUUCUUCGGAGGUUCUCUCAUCCCAUCUUAUCUUUCCACGGUCGGGACUUGUGAAGUUGUGGUUGGGUUUGGAUACCGGACAGUUGAUACGAAGUUUCAGCGAGAUUGUCCUGCAGAUUCUUUGAAUCAGUGUUUGGAACGUUUUCGUGUCACUUGGUCGUCAUUUUGUUCUUACACCUUCACUCUAUUAAUAUGCACAUAUGGACAAAAGCAUCAUCUAGUAGUCAACAAUCGACAACAUUAUCGACGUCGGAUCAAGGACUCGAGAACACGGUUACGCCCUCUUUUCGAGUCUGUUUGUUCCUCCAGUUCCGCGGUGCACCGUGCCUCCCAGUCACGACCAGACCAUGAAGUAUGUGGCGUAAAAAGGUUGACCAGGAUUACGCGCCACAGAUUGAACUGCGUGAGUUCCAUGCGGAGCAUGUUAGAAUGCGAGCUCUUCCGUACGGCGGAACGAUUGCAGUAGGCCUCAUGAGGUAGUUGCCACUACGCACAUUGUCGUAUAAUUUGCGAUUUUUCCUUGUCGCUUCCUAAACAGCGGUAUCCAAGACUCGUUUUCCAAGGUUUCGAUUGAACUUGUUGAAUCAGUUUUGCACCUUUUCCCAACAUUCGCCAAUCCUUACACUUCCUCGAUGCCGUCCUUUAGUCAUGAACCGAGUGAUAUGACAGAGCAUAUCACAGGAAAAGUGCUGACUGCAAAUAUUAUUACACUUCUACCUCUCAUAAG
This is a messenger RNA of Somion occarium, 1078 nucleotides long. Lineage: Eukaryota; Fungi; Basidiomycota; Agaricomycetes; Polyporales; Cerrenaceae. The record is from the annotation of a GenBank genome assembly.